AUGUCUCUUCCCAGCGACUUCGUUUGGGGCUUUGCCACCGCUUCAUACCAGAUUGAGGGUGCCGCCGAGAAGGACGGCCGUGGCCCUUCCAUCUGGGACACCUUCAGCGCCAUUCCCGGCAAGAUCGCCGACGGAAGCUCCGGCGCCGUCGCCUGCGACUCGUACAACCGCACCGCUGAGGACAUUGCUCUGCUCAAGUCCGUCGGCGCCAACACCUACCGCUUCUCUCUUGCCUGGUCCAGGAUCAUUCCAGUCGGCGGCCGCAACGACCCCAUCAACCAGGCCGGCAUCGAUCACUACGUCAAGUUCGUCGACGACCUCCUCGACGCCGGCAUCACCCCCUUCAUCACCCUCUUCCACUGGGACCUCCCCGAUGGCCUCGACAAGCGCUACGGCGGCCUCCUGAACCGCGAAGAGUUCCCCCUCGACUUCGAGCACUACGCCCGCGUCGUCUUCAAGGCUAUCCCCAAGUGCAAGAACUGGAUCACCUUCAACGAGCCCUGGUGCUCCUCCAUCCUCGGCUACAGCUCCGGCUUCUUCGCCCCCGGCCACACCUCAGACCGCACCAAGUCCCCCGUCGGCGACUCGGCCCGCGAGCCCUGGAUCGUCGGGCACAACCUCCUCGUCGCCCACGGCCGCGCCGUCAAGGUCUACCGCGACGAGUUCAAGCCCACCGACGGUGGCCAGAUCGGCAUCACCCUCAACGGCGACGCCACCUACCCCUGGGACCCCGAGGACCCCGAGGACGUCGAGGCCUCGGACCGCAAGAUCGAGUUCGCCAUCUCCUGGUUCGCCGACCCCAUCUACUUCGGCAAGUACCCCGAUUCCAUGCGCAAGCAGCUCGGCGACCGCCUGCCCGAGUUCACCCCCGAGGAGCUCGCUUUGGUCAAGGGUUCCAACGACUUUUACGGCAUGAACCACUACACCGCCAACUACAUCAAGCACAAGUCCACCCCGCCCGAGGAGGACGACUUCCUCGGCAACCUCGAGACUCUCUUCGAGUCCAAGAACGGCGACAACAUCGGCCCCGAGACCCAGUCCUUCUGGCUGCGCCCCAACCCUCAGGGCUUCCGCAACCUCCUCGUCUGGCUCUCCAAGCGCUACAACUACCCGACCAUCUACGUCACCGAGAACGGUACCUCCCUCAAGGGCGAGAACGACAUGCCCCUCGAGCAGAUCCUCGAGGACGACUUCCGCGUCAAGUACUUUGACGACUACGUCAGGGCCAUGGCCGACGCCUCCGAGAAGGACGGCGUCAACGUCAAGGGCUACAUGGCCUGGUCCCUCAUGGACAACUUCGAGUGGGCCGAGGGCUACGAGACCCGCUUCGGCGUCACCUUUGUCGACUAUGAGAACGACCAGAAGAGAUACCCCAAGAAGAGCGCCAAGAGCCUCAAGCCCCUCUUCGACAGCCUCAUCAAGAAGGAGUGA
Messenger RNA from Colletotrichum higginsianum IMI 349063, 1431 nucleotides. Its product is annotated as Glycosyl hydrolase family 1. The record is from RefSeq and is a predicted model, not a curated record. NCBI's taxonomy places the organism in Eukaryota, Fungi, Ascomycota, Sordariomycetes, Glomerellales, Glomerellaceae. Gene Ontology annotation, biological process: carbohydrate metabolic process. The coding region runs from base 1 to 1431 and encodes 476 amino acids. The transcript is spliced from 2 exons. Gene Ontology annotation, molecular function: beta-glucosidase activity.